GCCAAGUACGUUAGUUAUAGUCACAAGGCCCUGUAAAAUACAUAAAAAAUAAAGCUUGCCUCUCCCAAGUUUUCAUGUAUUUUUAUAAAGUGUAAGAUCCGAAGUCUUUGUAUAUGUAAACAUUUCGGCGGAUCCAAGCGUCUUAUGCUGCUAUAUAAUAUCCGAACCUUUGACGUAUCCCGGAAAACGAGCGUUUUUCUCCACUUUUCACAUGGUUUUGGGGAAAAUUCGAUGUGGCCACAAGCAUCGGCCACGAAAAUAUUUUAACUAGAAAUUCUUGAACAUAAAAAGAGUUGAUUUAAACAGGUUUCAUUUUGGCCGUGGGCUGUGGCCACAGUGAAUUUUUGAAAUUUCUAAUGUUCAGUCGUCUGUUUUACCAUGUUUCUGUGACGUAUUUUUCAUCACCGGUGACGUACAGUCCCCAGUCUGCAGUACCUGCAGUGUAAAUCUACAUUCGAUCGGCGCUGUGUAGUAGAGAAUAUUUAGAGAAAAAUGUAGCAUCUAAAGGAAAAAUGCCAGGUUGUGGACCAAAAUUUUAUCCUUGCAUACUUUGCAAAAAAAGGACAAAGCCUAGUGAAAGACGGCCUGUGAAUAAAAGCACAAGAAAGAUUCUAAGAAAAUACUUUAUGACUGAGUGCAAAGAUGGUGUAUUAUGCAGAAAAUGUAGAAACAAAUGCGAUACAUUAAAAGGAACACCGCAAGAGAAGUCAUUGGGACCAUCCUCAGCAUCCUGCACCACCCCCAUACAAAGCCCUGCUGGACGAAGUACAUGUACUAUGAAGAGUCCACCCUCUGUGACUUUACCUUUACAAAGCACAGUAAACAGUCAUGCAUACUGUGUUUUGUGUAGAAGACCUGGUCCAAAGCUUGUUGUGGUCUCCACACAAGCAAGGUUUAAUUUUUUCCUGGAGCAGAACAUUCUAAUACCUGCAGGUUCUCGUUGUUGUCCAGCGCACAUACUGAAUGACGUCGUAAACACCAAGACUAUAGAGAACCCAAUACCACCAAAGGACACAAGUUUUGUCAACAGAUCUACAAUUAUGGAGCUUGUUGAACAACUCAGAGAAGAACUAUUAAUAAGAGGAUCAAAGAGAUUAGACUUUGAUGACCCUUCAUCUUUAUCAGAAAGUGACUAUUUUACUCUCACUGGACUUGGAAAAAAAGAAUUUGAUGAUCUGUUAUCUUAUGUGGAAGCUGGAGACGUUAGGUCAUCUAAAUCAAGGAGCGUUAGAACUUGUUUAGCGAUUUUUCUGACCAAAUUGAGGACAGCUAUAGAUAACAACAUGCUUGGAGUUUUGUUCAACAUGACUAAACCACAGAUAAGAAGAGCUGUAUCCACUAUGAGACAAGCAGUUAGCAUCUACUUUGUCCCAAAUCACCUUGGUUUCAAUCAUAUCAGCAGGGAUACUGUUAUCCAUGACCAUACCAGACCCCUUGCCAAAGAACUGUUCUCUCCUACCCUCAACCAGGCCAUAUUAGUGCUGGAUGGAACAUAUAUAUAUGUUCAAAAAAGUUCACAGUUUUCCUUUCAAAGGCGGUCAUACAGUUUGCAAAAACAAAGGCAUCUACUGAAACCAAUGAUGAUUGUCACAACCACAGGUUAUAUCGUAGCUGCCAUUGGACCAUAUUUAGCUGACGGAAAGAAUUCUGAUGCAAACAUUUUGAAACACAUUAUUGGUACAGACACUCAAGAAAUUAAGACUUGGCUCCAGGAGGAUGAUAUCAUGAUAGUGGAUAGGGGUUUUAGGGAUUCUGCAGGUGUUUUAGAAAAUCUGGGAAUUCAUAUGGAGAUGCCUUCUUUUUUACAAAAAGGCCAGAGGCAACACUCCACAGAGGAUGCCAAUAGCUCUCGUAUGAUCACAAAGAUACGAUGGGUGGUAGAAUCGGUGAAUGCCAGAAUUAAGACGUGGCGGUACUUGGCAAGACAACUCCCUAAUUCCCAGAUCCCAUAUGUUGGUGACUAUGUGCGAAUUAUAAGUGCAAUCUGCAACAAAUACAGGCCCCCUCUAAGCAGUGGAGAAGAGAAUGAUUUCCAAAUAGCAACGAAGAUGCGGUACCUCUCUACCCAGACAAAUCGACUGCAGACAGAAGUAGAGUCAGAAAAUCUAGUGAAGAAGCGAUAUAAUUGGAGGAAGAUUGAUGAUGAGGAGAACACCAUUACUGACUUUCCAAAGUAUACAGAGGAAGAAAUUCGGGAAUUGACUCUUGGUGUGUAUCAAAUUAAAUUGGCAAAAUUUUACACCCAGGAACAUGUGAACCAGGAUGGAUUUGAGAUAUGGGUUGAUCAGUUCAAACCAGGCCUCCUUGCUGCCAAGAUCCAAAGUAGACAUAUCUCAAGCAAAUGCUAUCUGUGCUGGAUUAGGUUUGAGGAUGGUGUCGUGACCUCUUGGUAUUGUCGUUGUAAGUCAGGAGCGCAAGUAGUUGGAAUUUGUGCACACAUUGCAAGUGUUAUUUGGUACUUGUCCUUUGCUAGAUACUCUGAUGUGAUCAACCUUGAAUUAGGCAAAAACUGGCUAGACAAUGUAUGUGAUGCAGCGGACAUUCCAGAGAUAGUUGACGAAAGCGACAGUGAAACCGAAGCCACUGAGGAAUAAAGACAAGAAAGCUUCAACUUAUUGAUUGUAUAUUUUCAAAUUAUGGUUAUUCAUUUAUAUUGACAGGUGAUUAUUGGAACUUUUUCUUGUGUCCCUAACCCUUAUCAAAAUGUAUAAAAAAGUUAAUAAUUUUAUAUAUAGUUCUUUAAACAGUGUGAGUGUUAUGUCCAGUGUGGUUAUAGGCAUGUGAUCUCCUUUUUUCAGAUAUUUUUGUUUAUAGUUUUUAUAUAGUUAACUAAAUAUCUAAUUAUUUUAAAUCUUCAGAGCCAAAAAAUACAUA
This is a messenger RNA of Saccostrea cuccullata (small rock oyster), 2874 nucleotides long. RefSeq lists its product as uncharacterized. Lineage: Eukaryota; Metazoa; Mollusca; Bivalvia; Ostreida; Ostreidae. The transcript has 8 exons. The coding region runs from base 513 to 2594 and encodes 693 amino acids. The record is from RefSeq and is a predicted model, not a curated record.